Molecule: messenger RNA, 946 nt
Organism: Oryzias latipes (Japanese medaka)
Lineage: Eukaryota; Metazoa; Chordata; Actinopteri; Beloniformes; Adrianichthyidae
Gene: cyb5d1
Product: cytochrome b5 domain containing 1
Biological process (GO): cilium movement
Source: RefSeq, a predicted model, not a curated record
GCGUCCGCAGGCUGUUGCCAUAGCGACGCGUCCGCAGCGCCGCCGUGCUCCAGCCCGUCCCGCACCCUUCCCGCAGCUCCGUGCGUGUGCGCGUCAUGACGAGGCCGCGCUUCUUCACCGCCGCGGAGGUGGCGACUCACAACACCGCGACCGACCUGUGGGUGUCGUUCCUGGGCAAAGUGUGCGACCUGAGCCCGCUGGUGACCCGCUACGCAGGAGAUCCUCUGCUGCUGCCCAUCCUGGAGUCUGCAGGAACGGACAUCAGCUGCUGGUUUGACCCCAGAACCAAAGACGUAAAGACCUUCGUGGACCCUGUGACCAACUGUGUGAGGUACCACACCCCCAGGGGGCGCUUCCUGCACGUCCCGCCCGCAGGCCCGCGCUCAGACUGGGACGGGGACAUCGGCGCCCCCUGGUGGGCCGACCAUCGAUACCAGGUGGGUCUUCUGUCCGCCAAGACCAGACGGAUCCGGGUGGUCAAUACACUGACGCUGCAGGUGCAGCCGCUGCAGGUGUGCUCCGAGGAGACUCUGGAGGAGAUCCUGCAGCGGUACCUGCGCUACAACUCCCACGCUCGCAGCUACACCUGGAAACACGACGGCGAGGUCCUGGACAUGAGCAGGACGCUGAGCGACAACCACGUCCCGGACCACGACCAGGACCUGGAGCAGCUCGGGCUGGACCCGGACCUCUACACCCCCGCCAUCCUGCUCUACUUCAACGAUGACCUGACGGAGCAGUGACACCAAAUACUGGACUGUCCCGCCCCUCUGAUCAGCCUGAGCAUGAAACCAGACGCUUGUCUUCCUGCCGUCACAGGAGUCCUGAGCGGAUCCACAGAGAUCUGCAGUUCUCUGCUAAGGUGAUGGAUGGAGGAGUUCCCACUCAGGUUCCCGCUCUGACUCUCCUGAUCACCUCCAAUGGUCAAUAAAGCUGCUUCUCUGGA